Pseudoliparis swirei is the source of this 2655-nucleotide messenger RNA. It is a transcript of the gene mcmbp, whose product is annotated as minichromosome maintenance complex binding protein. The transcript has 16 exons. Bases 739 to 2613 code for a protein of 624 amino acids. Gene Ontology annotation, biological process: DNA-templated DNA replication. Lineage: Eukaryota; Metazoa; Chordata; Actinopteri; Perciformes; Liparidae. The record is from RefSeq and is a predicted model, not a curated record. Gene Ontology annotation, molecular function: chromatin binding.
UGGCGUAACUACAUCGAUUGCUGUGAUUUUGUGUCCUUUUAAUGGCCUAAAAUAAUCAGCUAUUUUUAAUUUAAUAUUAAUAAUAUGAUGAUAAAAGAGUACACAUAACACACGACUGAUCUCCUCACUCACACCACCAGUCUAAACGCAAACACCCGGCCCGUUGACGGUGAGCUGUCGGUUUGACAGCUCGGCGCUCCUUCUUCUUCGUGAGUUCUUUUGGCGGUCGGUGAACAACGAAUUGGUGCAUUACCGCCACCAUCUGGUGUGGAUCAGGAUGUAAAGGACUUUAUUAUUAUAUAUAUUAUUAUUUAAAAAGUACAAAGAGUACAAAAUUAUAAUAAUAAUAAUAUAACAAAAUAUAGAAACAUAUAUAUAUAUAAACAGUAUAUAUAUUUAAACAAUAAAAAUAAAAAGGACUAUUAUUAAUUAAUCUAACAUAGUGAAAUAGUACUUGAUAACACUUAUUUCUUCUUGAGGUAUUUUGCUAAAUAUCUGCCACCUCAAAACGUAUAUUGUUAUCUUCGUUUCCUUGCCGAGGUGACCGGUGUCCUCUCGUUCACGUUAGCUCCGCGCUCCGGUUCGUCCCCGUGUUCAAAACAAACGAACUCCGCUCUCAGACUGGUGACGCGAAUUUCCCGCCCUCACUUCUGCCAUCCUGUCUGUAUGAAAGUGAUCAAACUAGUGUUUUCACGGAUAUAUCUCUUUUAAUUUUCUUACGCUUUAUACUCUUGAGCGAUGCCUUCCACAGACGACUGGAUCCACAACCCUCUGGGGGUCGUUGAGGGGAUGUUUGCUGCCUCUCAGAACGUUCCGGACUCCGGCUGGGAGGCGAAGGCCGUGGCGUUCUUCAAGGACCGCCUGGAGGAGAAGGACGCUCACACCCGGGUCCCGUCCCUCAACGACGUGCCGCUCCACUACCUGCCGCCCGGCAGCCUGGUGAGGUUCCGCUGCUUCAUCCAGGACAUGUUCGACCCGGAGUUCUACACGGGCGCCUACGAGGCGGCCGACCCGACCACCGGGGCGAAAGUGCUGCGCUGCGGGAAGUACCGGGACGUGACGGACUGCGCGGUGGAUUUUAACUCCGGGAACACCUUGACGGCGGAGAGACGGACGUUCUACUGCGUGCCGAUCCCCGGAGAGAAUCCGUGGGCGAAGGAGGGCUUCGCCGCCUCCAGCCGGGCCCGGGUGGCGCCCUCCACCUCGUACGCCCCCACGAGGCAGAAGCGCAGCUACGAGGAGGACGACGACGACGACAUGGACACGCAGCCGCAGACGCAGCCGCACACGGGUCCUCAAAGUCCGACAGAAGCUCGCGGCAACGGAGACUGUAAGCGGCGGGAGAAGGCGGCGCCCUGCGGCCCGGCGGCGGCGCCCGCCCACCUCGACCUGAACUUCCCCCUCCCGGGAGAGAAAGGCCCCUCCUGCCUCCUCAAGGUGUACGAGGAGCGGGACGGCUUCACGCUGAACGAGGCCGUGGAGGUGUUCGGCAUCCUCUCCGUGAGCCCGGCUCUCGGCGCCCUGGCCGACGGAGACGCGUCCUCGUCCCUCCUGGACCCGGCGGGCGCCAUGGAGACGGCGGAGGAGCAGCGGGUGCACAGCCCGCCGGCCUCGCUGGUUCCUCGCCUCCACAUGCUGCACGCCACGCCGCUGCCGCACGGCAACCCGCUGCUGCCGGCCGCCGGCCUGGAGGACGGCAGCGCCUGCUCCUCCCCCUCUCCGGGCGAGCUGUCCUCUGCGCGGGCCGAGCUGCUGUCCUUCCUGAGCGGCGUGCUGCUGGGCGACGCCCUGGCGGCCGAGUACCUCAUCCUGCACCUCGUCUCCAACGUGUACACCAGGCGGGACGUCCUCCCGCUGGGGAAGUUCACCCUGAACCUGAGCGGCUGCCCGGCGGCGUUCCCAGAGCGCCUCUACCGGGCGCUCCGGCAGCUCGUCCCCUCGUCGUACUACCUGGCCAUGACCCUCCAGAACAUGAACCAGGUGCGCUUGGUGCCGACGAAGGACUACGGGGCCAACCGGCUCCGGAGCGGAGCGCUGCAGCUGGCCAGGAACACCUCGCUGUUCCUGGACGAGUCCCGGCUGGAGCAGGGGCAGCUGGACCCCACGGGUGUGCGUAACAUCACGGCUCUGGGGACCCUGAUCUCGUGGCAGAAGGUGGAUUAUGACUUCAGUUUCCACACGAUGGAGUUCAGCUGCAACGUCAACGUGAUCAUCGCCUCAGAGGGACGCUCACUGCUGCCGUCGGACUGCCAGGUGCACCUGCAGCCCCAGGUGGCCCCGCCCCUCCUGGAGGCCCCGCCCCUCCUGGAGGAGGAGCCGCCGGCCGCCCAGCUCGACAAGUUCAGGAAGUACCUGGGCGUCGCCCGGCUGCUGGACUACAGCAUCUCCGACGACGUCGCCCAGGCCGUGGAGGAUGACUUCGUGGCCAUGAGGAAGGAGGCCCCCCAGAGCGUCUCCCCUGAGGACCUCCACAGGAUGCUGGUCGUGGCCAGGCUGCUGUCGGUGAGCCGGGGCCACACCUCCCUGUCCCCCGCCGACUGGCUGAGGGCCAAACAGCUGGAGCUGCUGAGGAGGAGCCGCACGCCGCCGCCGCCGCGCCUCAACGAGCCGUGAGCCGCCGGCUCCUGAGCUUUGUAAUAAAGAUGUUUCACUGUC